Chaetomium globosum CBS 148.51 is the source of this 2604-nucleotide messenger RNA. RefSeq lists its product as uncharacterized. NCBI's taxonomy places the organism in Eukaryota, Fungi, Ascomycota, Sordariomycetes, Sordariales, Chaetomiaceae. The record is from RefSeq and is a predicted model, not a curated record. The transcript is spliced from 3 exons. The coding region runs from base 1 to 2604 and encodes 867 amino acids.
AUGGCCGGCCCUCCUGCUCCAGUCCAAAGGGUGAGGAGUGGGCUAGAGCAGUCCCGGCACCUACCUCCCACCCCACCCCUCUCACCCCCGCCCUCCGACAUAGAGGCUAUCAAGAAGCUGGUUGACGAGCUGGUGGGACUGGCGGACCCAGAGAAGAAAGAGACAGCCAGGGGCAUGGGGCAAGACCUGCUAGCGGCCAUCCGGAAAAUGUACGACGCGUCUCAGUCACCGACUGGAAACAUCUCGCUGGCCAACCUCCGCAAGGUGGUGGCCGAGGAAGUGAAGGCAGCCGUUAAUGGAGCCAGGGCAAAGGAACCUGGGCCAAAAGACCUGGGCCGCAGUGCCGCUCACAGGGCUGUCCCCCCUCAGUUACAACCCAACACCCCGACAAAGAUAGUGCCGACCUGCAUAAAUAAGGAGAUCCUAGUCAGAGGCAGAGGAAUGCCAGCCGACCUCGCGAAGCGCACCCCGCAAGAAACCAUCCAGGCGGUCAACCAAGUGUCAGUCAGGAAGCGAGCAGUCGCAGCCCGAAGGCUCCCCAGCGGCGACACAAUCGUCACAUUCCAGAGCGUAGGGGCAAGAGACUGGCACUCGACGAACACCAACUGGGUCAAGGAGGCUUUUGGAGAGCAGGCCGAAGAGAGCAAGCGAACCUUUGCAGUGCUGCUGAAAGGCGUAUGGAAGAAGAACCUCCAAGGGGUCACCGAGGAGGAGUUCGGAAAGGAGACUGGCCUCCGCACAGUCGAUAAAGUGAAGUUUAGAGUGCCGAGACACAGGGAGGCGACCCCGGGCAACGGUGCUGGUCGCUUUAACCUCCCAGGAGGAAGCACGCAAGGCGUGCCGCCCGGGAGGCCCAGGAGGGCCGAGAGGCUGGCGAAGGAGACUCGGGCAGAGUACUGCUGGGAGGAGCUUAGCGAAAGGCUCAAGGACCUUGCUAGAACAACGCGCGAAGCACGGACGGGGGCUUGGAGGAACAACCUGCAGGAAGCAAGCGAGGCAAAGAAGCCCGAUCAGAUGUGGAGCUUGGAAAGAUGGGUUAGGCUGCGGAGCUUUUUGCCGCCAGAACCACCGAGGCUGCCGGAAUUUAAGGACUCUUCCGGACAGGUAACGGCCGAAACGCACGACCAGAAGGCCAGCGCGCCGACCGAGAGGUUCUUCCCGGACCCACCGGCCAACCUGACGGACGUGGAAGACCAAGCCUUUUUGGGCAGCUGGAACCCGGGCUUCGACGUCGUACAGGCAGUGACGCCGACCGAGAUGACGGAGGCGAUGGGAAGAGCAAGCCCCUGGAAGGCGCCAGGCGAGGAUUUGCUCCCGAUGGGCCUUCUGAAGGCGUGCGGAGCACCGUUAGCUGAAGUGCUGGCCCUUCUGGCGACAAGGUGCCUGGAGCUAGCAUGGUUCCCGAACCGUUUCAAGAGGGCGAAGACUGUAGUACUACCGAAACCAGGAAAGGCUCCGCCGGCGUAUCAGACCCCGGGGGGAUACAGGCCCAUUGCUCUGCUGCCAACCCUGGGGAAGGUAAUAGAGUCAGUGGUCGCCAGGAAGGUCACUCAAGCUGCAGAAGUCAACGGCCUCCUACCAGAUGAACAAAUGGGGAACAGGGCACACCGCUCCACAGAGCUGGCUGUCCGGCGAGUAGUAGCCCAGCCAGAGCGCGAGAAGUGUACACAAAGUGCAUCCGGUCGGCGCUGGGCCUAUGGCGCAUCAUCGUUUCACAUCCCCACGGAUGUGGGAGGCGAGCCGGUAAAGAAAGGCAUCACUAAGGCCCUCGGGAAGGCCCAGGAACAAGAGCUUGCGGAUUGUGGGCGGGAGCCUUUAAGUCUACCCCUCAUCCGUAACCUCGAGACAGAGACAUGGGUACCACCAUUGGACUCGUACCUAAACAAACGGCUUGCAGAUUUCGAAAACCGACUCCAACGACCCGAUCUGGACGACGGUCAAGGCGGCAAGAAGACGGCGGCGAGCGUUGUCCUCACCGCCUGCCGCAAGAUACAGCAGAGACUUAGCUCGAGGAGGGGCAACAGGGGCCGACCGCGAACCUUGGGACCUCAAGGGCCUACGGCGGUGGAGAGAGCCGCGGGCACGGUCAUGCGCUGGACGGGGGGAACCGUUGAUACGAACAGGGUAGUGGAAGAGGCUUGGAAAGCCAGGUGGUUAAAGGAACGGGACGGCAGAGCGAUCACCAGGCCGGCGGACGACUUUGACCAUCAACAGGAGACGCUAUUCCGGAACGAAACCCUAAGGAGGCACGACGGUCUCAGCAAGGCAAAGAGCUCACUGCUGAUUCAAAUCCGGACGGGAGCAAUAGGCUUACGGGACUUCUUGUUUACACGGGGAGUCCCGGGAGUUCUGACUCCUGCCUGCGAGUGUGGCGAGCGACGAGAGACUGCCGAACACCUGGUGGUGUGGUGUCUGGCCCCACCGUUGACUCGAAGACGGGAGAGAACUGGAAUUCGGACACGACGGGACUUUUACUCUGUUCUACACGGCAUCAAUCCCACAACUGCACGGCUCGCGAGGAGAGUCCUCGACUGGCUGAUGGACUCGGGGAAGCUGUCGAUGUACAACUUAACCAGGAGGCUCGAGCUGGAAGCGGCGGCCUGA